Salvia miltiorrhiza (redroot sage) is the source of this 966-nucleotide messenger RNA. RefSeq lists its product as uncharacterized. The coding region runs from base 214 to 687 and encodes 157 amino acids. The record is from RefSeq and is a predicted model, not a curated record. The transcript has 2 exons. NCBI's taxonomy places the organism in Eukaryota, Viridiplantae, Streptophyta, Magnoliopsida, Lamiales, Lamiaceae.
GAUUAAAAACUGAGAUGUAGUCAACGACCUUUUCCGAAGUAAAUAAAAUUGCUAAAAUAAAUAAAAUUACCAAGACUAGCCCCCAAUUCGAAUCGCGAAUUUAGGGUUAGGGUUUCUCAUCUAACCACUGGCCCAAACCGAAUCAUCUAAAACCCAAAAACUCAUACAAUUUCUUCUUCCGUCUGUUCCCUAGCGUCAUUUCUGUCCCCGCUUAUGGAAACCAAAUCCGCAUCGACAACGCCGCAGCAAGAUGGCGCCGCCGCCGCUAAGAAGCCGGGGCUGCGGAAGCCGGUGUUCGUAAAAGUCGACAGCUUGAAGCCGGGAACGAAUGGGCACACGCUAACUGUGAAAGUAGUGACUGCCAACACCGUUCUCAACAAGAAGCCGCGCAAUCCGACGUUUCGUGGGCCUCAAAAUCAGAACACGAAAAUCGCGGAAUGCCUGGUUGGCGACGACACCGGAACGAUCCUCUUCACCGCCCGCAAUGACCAGGUUGAGAUGAUGAAGCCAGGUAACACAGUGGUACUCCGAAAUGCAAAAAUAGACAUGUUCAAGGGAUCAAUGAGGCUGGCCGUCGAUAAGUGGGGCCGUAUUGAGGUUGCUGAACCAGAAAAGUUUGUGGUCAAAGAGGACAACAAUUUAUCCCUAGUGGAGUAUGAGUUGGUUAAUGUUGUGGAAGAAUCUUGAACACGCACGCCGUUUAGUCCAUGUUGGGGUUCAAUUUUACUUUAUGGCUUCGAUCUGGUAUACUGAUUUCUCCGAUUAGUUUUUGUUUUUUUGUUUCUCUCCAUUAAAGUAAUUAUCGUGUAGGACUAAGUUAGCUUGGUUUUAAUGGUUGAUGUGUAAAAAGAUGGACCUUGAUUUGUAGCACAUCUCUGUUAGAAUUUUGUCUAUUGAUAGAUUUGCUUGUCAGCAGCAUAUGUAGUCAGCCAUAUUGAUCAUUAUCUCAGCUCGGAGUUACACAUC